AUGAUAUCGGCUGUCUUCAUCAGUAACUGUCAUGGAAGCCUGCUGUUCUACAGAGCCUUCCGGGGCGGAAGCAGCCGGCAGGACGCUGUCAUGUACGCCAAGAACAUGAUCCAGAGGAGCUUGAAGCCUUACCGGCCAAUUCAGCAGUUUGGAUUCGCCACGUAUGUCAGAGUCAAGCUCGAUGCGCUGCACCUGGUGGCGUCGUGCGAUGGCGACGUCAACGCCGCCCUCGUCAUGCAGUGCCUCGUCGACAUACGCGACUCCAUCGUCACGCUGUUGGAAGCGAAGGUCACCGCGGCGGAGAUCACCAGGUACGCGACCACCCUCCAGGAGAUGGUGGACCUCGCGAUCGACGGAGGCUUCCCGCAGGACUUCUACAUGCACUACCUCGGGUCGUGGACGGUCAAGGACAUGACGACCAACCUGUUCAAGAAGAACCAGCCGAAAAUCAGCCACUACCUGGAGGGCUACGGUGUGGACUACGGCAAGUACAUGAAGGCGCAGAAGAUGGUCUUCCACUCGGAGAAGGACCUCGUGGCAACGUCCGACCCGGAGAUGCAAAUGCAGAACAUCACCGUGCCCUGGCGGGUUGCGUCGUCCACGACGCGCAAAAACGAAAUAACGCUGUUCAUAUCGGAGUGCAUCAACUGCUGCUACUCGCACGUCGGCGAGUUGUUGCUGAGCGAGGUCACCGGGAGCAUCACCAUGGACUGCUCAAUGCCGGGGACGCCAAAGGUUGCUAUCACGCUGAACACGGAUUUCGCGAACUCGCACGAGCGAAUCACGUACGCGAGUGUGGAAAACAAGAACGAGUCCCAUUUCCCCCUCCCCUCCGGAGCCAAGGUGGCGACCACCAUGCAAGACUUCAAGGUGCACAAAACGGUAGACAUACUCCGGAUGCUGAGAAGCAAGCAGAUAACGGCGGUGCCGCCGCAGGGGAUGACGGCGCUCAUGCUGUACAGGUGUGACGUUAGCGGGGAACUGCCGUUCCACUUGAAGCCGGUGAUCACCAGGGCCACCAGGUAUCUGCUGUAUUACCACAUCACCAUACGUACCAAGUUCCCCAAGACUGUCACUGCAAACAACGUCUUUCUCAAGAUACCGCUGCCCGCCACUACCUCGAAUGUAGAGAUCAUCAACCACUUCGGCCACUGCCAGUUCAACCUCGCGGGGAGCUCGAUGCACUGGCACCUCGUCAAAACCGGCGGCGGCAUGAAGUACACACUGGAGUUCCAGUGCAAGCUGGCCAGGUCUGUGAGCGAACAGGACCCUGCCAUCGGGCCGAUCGAGGUGGAAUUCGUGCUGCCGAACUUCUCCUUCAGCGGCCUGUUCGUGCGCGACAUCGAGGUGACCAACACCGCCCACAAGGCGCACAAAGCUGUGCAAUACAACUCCUCUAACGGGAGUUACCAGCACAAGCUGAAAUUUCCCAAGUAA
This is a messenger RNA of Babesia bigemina, 1437 nucleotides long. Its product is annotated as clathrin coat adaptor subunit, putative. The record is from RefSeq and is a predicted model, not a curated record. Gene Ontology annotation, biological process: intracellular protein transport; vesicle-mediated transport. The transcript has a single exon. Gene Ontology annotation, cellular component: cytoplasmic vesicle; clathrin adaptor complex. The coding region runs from base 1 to 1437 and encodes 478 amino acids. Lineage: Eukaryota; Apicomplexa; Aconoidasida; Piroplasmida; Babesiidae.